UUGUCAAGCUCUUAUUGGUUUACAUCAGCAUUAAUGUUUGAAAGUGCCUGUCCUCGAGCUUUACAUCCUCUCGCUCUUGGUUAGACACAAAUAUGGGAUUAAUUCACGCUCUCCGCGGCUUCAUCAAAUCAUUUUUGGUCGUUCUUUUGUGGUCCAAAUGCCAGGGUCGGGAGUCCGAGUUCAACUAUGUCACUUGCGGUUCACUUGUGAAAUUGCUGAACACGAGACACAACGUUCGGCUGCACUCCCAUGAUGUCAAAUACGGCUCAGGCAGUGGGCAGCAGUCUGUGACGGGCGUCGAGAGUGCAGAUGAUGCCAACAGUUACUGGAGGAUUCGGGGGAAGCCCAACGGGACCUGCCAACGCGGCGUGCCCAUCCAGUGUGGGCAGGCCAUCCGCAUCACGCACAUGACCACGGGACGCAACCUCCACACACACCACUUCAGCUCGCCGCUGUCCAACAACCAGGAGGUGAGUGCGUUUGGUGAGAACGGCGAGGGGGAUGACCUGGACGUGUGGAGGGUGCAGUGUGACGGCUCCAUCUGGGAGCGGGACGAGGCGGUGCGCUUCAAACACGUUGGCACAGACGCCUUCCUGACCGUGACGGGCGAGCAGUACGGCAACCCCAUCCGGGGGCAGAGGGAGGUGCACGGCAUGGGCACUGCCAACCAGAACAACUACUGGAAGGCUAUGGAGGGUGUCUUCAUUCAGCCCAGCCAGGAGCCGCUGAGACACAAUCAUGAAGAGUUCUGAUGACGUCGUCGACACUGCACCACGACGAGCUCUGAUGACGUCAUCAGACAUCACAUAACACACCUAGGUUACAUCUGAAAUUAACCCUAUUCCCUAUUGCAUAAUAUACACUGAGUGUACCAAACAUUAAGAACACCUUCCUAAUAUUGUCUUGCACC
Messenger RNA from Salvelinus sp. IW2-2015, 910 nucleotides. RefSeq names its product stromal cell-derived factor 2-like 1 (gene sdf2l1). The record is from RefSeq and is a predicted model, not a curated record. NCBI's taxonomy places the organism in Eukaryota, Metazoa, Chordata, Actinopteri, Salmoniformes, Salmonidae.